Oldenlandia corymbosa var. corymbosa is the source of this 192-nucleotide messenger RNA. The record is from the annotation of a GenBank genome assembly. Lineage: Eukaryota; Viridiplantae; Streptophyta; Magnoliopsida; Gentianales; Rubiaceae.
AUGACGGGGUUUGGAAAGAUGAUGACAAAUCUCAAGUCCAAACUGAAGACUCUGAAGAUAAGGAAAGUCUAUGACAAGAUAGAGAAGAGCGAAAGCAUGAGGGUGGAAAUAAGAAGCAGGAAGGCAAGGAAGCUGAUUGAACAAACUCUCAGGAUUGCAGAUUCUCCCAAGACCAAAAGCUAUGCAUUCUGA